Messenger RNA from Anopheles moucheti, 1635 nucleotides. RefSeq names its product 2-oxoglutarate and iron-dependent oxygenase domain-containing protein 3-like. Gene Ontology annotation, molecular function: L-ascorbic acid binding; iron ion binding; oxidoreductase activity, acting on paired donors, with incorporation or reduction of molecular oxygen. The record is from RefSeq and is a predicted model, not a curated record. The transcript has 2 exons. NCBI's taxonomy places the organism in Eukaryota, Metazoa, Arthropoda, Insecta, Diptera, Culicidae. Bases 87 to 1103 code for a protein of 338 amino acids. Gene Ontology annotation, cellular component: membrane.
GAUAGGGACGGAUCAGUUUAUCGAUUUUAUUCCAUAACUGUAUUGCGUACUGGGAAAAAGGGUGCUUUUAGGUGUAAAACGCGGCCAUGAGUGACGGUGGUGGCACAGUGAGACAGCGCAAGAAAAGCUCUGGCGAUGGCGCUGGAAAUAGGGCACGUAAAUCGAAAUCAACAACCAGCUCGGGCGGCAGCUCACCCAGUACCGCCCAACAGCACCAGAUGUGGGCCCGGAUAGUGCUUAUGGUGGGUAUUGCUGCCAUCGUGUACUUUACCACGUUCCGAACGCGGGAAAAGAAGUUUGCCACCCAGCGGGAAGUGCUCGAGCUGCGCACUCAACCGCUCGACUGUUCCCGUCCGUAUCUGGAUGAAAUCUCCAAGUUCGCCGGAUGCAUCCCAAACCAGUGCGGGCGGUUCGUGAGCGACAAGAUAGUGUCACCGGCCGAGGCUGGCAUUCUGCUCGAUCUGGCCCGGGCAGGUUUCGAACUCGGUCAAUCGUCGGGUGGUGCAUCCAUCCUCGAUCUCCAUUCGGGUGCCCUUUCGAAGGGCACCCAGUUCGUGAACGUAUACCGGCUGCCCGAGGCCAAGAAACUGUUCACCAAUCAACAUAUCAACGUGUACCGGCACGUGAAAGCGAAAGUACAGCAAGCCGUGGCGGACAAUUUCCGCUUGAAUGUGGACGCCCUGCACCUUACCCAUCCCACGUUCUUUUCCCGUCUGACGAACUUAACCGCCAAAACGAUCCACGAUGAGUACUGGCACGAACAUGUGGACAAGGAAACGUACAACUCGUUCCACUUUACCACGCUGCUGUACCUUACCGAUUAUGGGAAAGAUUUUACCGGCGGGCGUUUCGUAUUUAUCGACAACGAAGGAAAACACAACCGGACGCAUGUGUACAUUGAACCGAAACGUGCCCGGGUCAGUGGGUUUACGUCCGGUGCAGAAAAUAUGCACCACGUGGAACAGGUUACCGGUGGCGUACGAUACGCAAUCACAAUUUCUUUCACGUGCGAUCGCGAAUACGCAAUGGCAGAUCCAAAGUUUGCGCUAGAUGACGAGGAAGAGGAGGGUGGCACGAAUCAGGGACGGGUGGACGAACCCUGAGAUAGGGCCGAUACCGUGCUCGUUAUCAGUGCGCUGGAGGAGCUUAGUGCGUAAUCGCGCUUAUGCCAUUCAUGCUAUUCCAUUCCCUCGGAAAAAAUCGUUCUGGUUCCUUUGUUCUUCUUUUAACGUAUUAUGUGCAUUGCCACAAAUGCACUUCGUACAUUGAAAAAAGAAAUACCGCAUUAUGCCAUCGCUUUGAUUAUUGAAACAGUAUUUAGUUGUGUAUUUACUACGUUACCAUUUACGUUAAAGUGCGAUCUCCUCCUGUAGCAAAAGCAAUAGUCAGUCAUGAGCACAAGUCCUCCCAAAAACUGCAAGCAAUACGAACAAAUGUAAUUUUAAUUGCAAACUAAUGUAAACGUGCAAUGGCAUGAUUUCAUGCAGCAUUAAAAGUCAUUGAGAUCAAGAAGCAAACGAACAAAAGAGGUAAUUCAAUUGCUGUAAGUUUAGAUGUUUGCGUUUGCCGCAAACGCUAAGUAUGCAGAGCCAUGUGGUUAGGAGUAGGAAGUCAUGUGGUGUACAAAUAAAUACU